Hyla sarda is the source of this 10398-nucleotide messenger RNA. It is a transcript of the gene CRYBG2, whose product is annotated as crystallin beta-gamma domain containing 2. Lineage: Eukaryota; Metazoa; Chordata; Amphibia; Anura; Hylidae. The transcript is spliced from 22 exons. The record is from RefSeq and is a predicted model, not a curated record. Bases 1 to 9654 code for a protein of 3217 amino acids.
AUGUCAUCUCCAACUCCAGAGUCCCCGAGGAGUGGGAAGAAGCAUGGCCUGAGGAAGAGGCUGCUCCGCUUCUUCUCCAGGACUGAGGACAACUUCAAAGAACAUCCCAGGACGCGAAGUGAGGAGGAAGGCAAAAGCCCCUCAGCCGUGGAGUCCGGUCACCUGGUCCGUAAGGGAAGGAGCUGGAGCGAGAGACUGGGCAGGAAGGACAGGCAGGAAACACAAGAAGGGCAACAGAGUCUUCCCAGGCUGAGAAAUCAGAAACCAGAAGAAGCCAUUUUGAGGAGAGCAUCACGAGAAUCAAAGACUCGGUCGCUUAGUUACUCGGAGUUGGAGUUACCGACCUCUAGCUUUCUUCAGAGGUUUGGGAGUCUGACCUGGCGCAAGAAAAGGUUUAGUGUAUUGGAAUACAGCAACGCUACUCCUAAUGCUUCAACCCCAAUAGGGUCCCAGUGGUCGGUAGGACGAUUGGAAAGACCAGCUGUAGGAAGUGAGCUGGAUUUGGAAAGUAGACGUCCUCAGUCCUGUAUUGCUGAAUAUUCUUUCCCACAACUUACCCCUAAAAAUUCUGAACGUUAUUCUAAAAGGGAGCAUAAGACUCUAGAGGUGUCCACAUCAUUUGAUUGCGUAGCUGAUGAUGAUGGAGAUCAUUACAGCAGCUCAAGUCAAGAGACCACAAAAGGGAAAAAUGUUCAACUACCAUUUCCCUUUCCAGAAAGACUGGAAGGAGAAGAUGAAGAAGAGUCACUCCCUUGUUGGGCAGAGAGUAUAUUUCAAGACUACAUCUCACAAGACCACCAUUCUCCAGGUUCAGUAUUCUGUCCCCUAUCUACAGACUCUGACACUUUAGAAGCUAUGGCAAAGCAUGAAAAACCUGACCAAUAUCGAAGUCCUCUUUAUCAUCGCAUGUCACCAAGGGAUCUACUCCUAGAAGAAGUUUUUAUAAAUGAAUCCCAAGAAAAGAGCAGGGUAUUUUCAGCUAAACAUAUUCCUCAAGUAAACAGUCCUAAUACGUCCAGCAUCUGUAUUCAAGCACUAAGACAAAAUAAGGAAAGUGAUGUACAACAUACUCUUUCUUGCAAAGGUUUGAAAAUAAAAGAGACUGAAAAAACAACACCAUACAUAUCUCUCUAUACCAGCAUCCUUUCUCAAGACGUAGAACAAAUUAGAGCUGGCCAAAAAUGGGAGAAGCUAUCACAAAAGGGACAAAAAAAUCCACCCAAUUUUCCAGAUAUGCCAAGGGCAUCUACAGCAUAUUACCCAGAAACAAAGUCAUGCAACAGUCAAAUCUCACUAGCACAUGAAGAUAAUAUACAAGAUGGGCUUCACAAAAAGACCAUGAAGCGGCAGAAAAUCCUGGCCCUCAAGGACCCAUUUCAAGACCAGAUUGAAAAUAUACAAAGGCAAACUAUGGAGCAUGAACUAGCACAAAGUGUGUCUGAGUCCUUUACAGUAUCCCAAGAAACUAUGAAAGAUGACUGUGAACCACAGGCAUCACCAAAUGCAGCCAAAAUCAGAUAUGAAGUAAUUGUUACUAUGACUAAAGAGGAAAAAGAGCAAGACCUGUUGCCAAAGCUGGCACUGCAGUUGGUGAAAGCUGAGGAACUUGUAGGACUAGAUCUAAGGAUGUCACCUUCAUUGGAAUCUCAGGCAUGUGGCUGCAAUGGGGCGGGCCCUGCAGAAGUGACAGCUCAGGAAAUUUUAGAAUCAUCGGAGCAGACUGAAAAGAAUACAACACAGGAGGAGGAGAUCCCUGAGAAGGAGAGGGGAGGAGAGACUUCCAAGGGGGCACAAUGGGACAGAUCGAAUAGAUCCACUGUGGAUGAGGAGUUUCUCUUUAACACCAGUGGCUUUGAUCAGGUGGCUGAUUCUUGCAGACUUCAUUCUACUAACAUGGAAAAACCUGAUACACAACAAAGCUUUUCUGAACUACCCAGAUCAUCUAAGAAGAAAGAAAAUGUUUCUAUAAAACUAUCACACAGUGUUAUACCUUCUCAGCUACAUGCUGGUCAUGUAAAAGGCUUGCAGAAAGUCUUUGAAAAUAUUAGCUCAAAAGAUGUUAUUCAUCAUAAAGUAACAGACAAAUCUCAACAGUGUGGAUCUCUUAGGGAAAAGAAACAUAGACCCUCCAAAGAUGGGCCUGUCACUCCGGGAGUUCAUGGCCCAGUUUAUUCUAAAGUUUAUAAUCCUUUAGGAAAAGAUAAUUUAGAUAAAAGUGAUUGUGUAACAGGGACAGCACUUGAUAGUUCGGAAAAAUCAAACACUACAGUGUCACUGAGAAAUGCAGACAGUAAUGAAGAAAGUGUGGAAAUUAAGGCUACCAAGAAAUAUAUUGCAAAUGUGGAAUUGUUCAAAAGGCACCAAUCUGACAAUGAAGCCAACAAUAGGAAAGCAAAAAUCCAACUCCCAGACCUUAAGCUUCCUCCUAGGGCAUCAACACCACCCCCUUAUAGGACUAAGAAUAAUGUUUCAAUUUCCCUGAGCUCACCAAGAGGAUGGAAAAAUGAAAGUGUCAUACUUCGCUCACCUAUGUCAUCUGUGGCACAACGGUUUGAAAAUCAACGGUUGAGUAAUUAUUAUCCAGUUCCAUCUCAACCUUCUGGAACUGUUUUCUUUUCAGGGCAAAAUUUUUCUCAUGCUAAAUUAGGUUUAGAAACACAGCAAAAUGUCACAAACUAUACACAAAUACAACCAAAAAAUAUCCCUAAAAACCAUAUUAAAAAUAACCCACUGGAAUCAAGCAAAUCAGAGGGUAAACCAUGGUCCCUAGCCAACAAUCUGCAUGAUAUAAGCCAUAUUGCUAAUGAAAAAAAGUAUUUACACAACAGAAGCUUUGAGAGAUUUACCAAUACAACAAAGAAUGAAAUUCAAGAGGACUCUACUGCAAAUGAAGAAUGGGGACUAAAAGAAAAGCAAGGAAAAUUUACUGAUAAACACAUUGCAGAAAUAAUGUCAACAAAACACAUAAACACUCAGGGAAUGAGCACUUCAAAAAUACUUCAAUCAAGAAGUAAUGAGGCCUGUGUAGAGAAACACAUGAACACAAGCAUUGUUGAUCUUAACCCCAGUCAUGACAUCCCUUCUGUAUUAACUCACAGAAAUACCAGUAUGAAUGAAAUUCAAGAAGACUCUAUAGGAAACCAAGAUUCAGAACUAGGAGAACUACAAGGAAGAUUUAAUGAUAAACAUACUGUUGAAAGAAUGUUGAUUAAAGACACACACAGUCAAGGCAUCAGUACAGCAGAAAUAUUAAAAUCAAGCGGAUUGCAAGUCUGUGUAGGAGAAACCAUAGGCACAAUAAAUAGUAAGCUCAGUCAUGACAUCCCUCCUGUAAUAACAAAAAUUCAAGAAGAUUCUGUAGGAAGUGAAGAGUCAAGACUGGGAGAGAUGUAUGAAAUAUUAACUGAUAAACAUAUUGCAGAAUUUUUUUUAGCAGAUGACACACAUUAUCCUAGCAGUAGCACUUCAGAAAUAUUAAAAUCAAGAGAAAAGGAGGUCUGUGUAGACAAAAACAUGAACACAUGCACAAUUGAUAGUAAGCUUAGUCAUGACAUUCCUCCUGUAAUAAAUCAGAGAAGAAAGCCACCUGAUCAUUCACCUGAUACCUACAUUAACCAUAAAGUUAAAAACAGUCUUAGAGAAAAACUAGAGGAUUCAAAUGAUAAUAAUAACCACGGUGCUUCAUGUUUCAUGGAUAUAAAUUAUGUGGCAGUUGACAGUAUGGCUAUGUCAAAUGACAAUAGAGAUGAUAUAUUUGGGGAUUUAUGCACCAACAAAGAAGUAAAAAGUAAACCUCCACCCACCAUAAUUCUCCGUACAGUUGUACAUAAAGUUAAUCAUGACUCUAUUGACGUAAAUAAAAGUAAAAAUAAUGAUGAACUUAUACAUGAUGAAGCUUUAGUCAUCAAUCAACCACCUGAGGAGGAGAUAAAGCUAAAGCAUAAGGUGGAAGAAUUGAAAAACAAACAUGCAGCACUCAUUUACUGUGAAUAUAACAUUGAGAAAAAUGUAAAAUCUAAUACUGAUGCCCCUUGUGAAAGUCAGUCUACAACUGUAGAAGACCAGGCUAACUCCCUAACUGGUCAGGGAGAAGAAGUUUCAAUUGAGCCAAAUAAAUGUGACCUCACUAUGGAUCUAAAAACAUAUAAUAUGGGUUCAACUGAUAACAUUAAGGAUUGUAAAACAAAUGUGUUAAGUAGAGCUGAUGACAAGGUCAAUUCUGUGCCAUUAAAUGACAAGGAAAUAGAAAGUUACAUAGAACAGCCUAAAAUAGGCAUCCCUGAAAAAAACAAUGGUUUUGUACAGAACAAAACUAUAGAUAAGAAAGAAGAGGAAGAAACUGGAGAAGACAAAGAAAUGGACUUAGGUUUUAGUAACCAUGAGCAACAGGAUUUGGUUUCAGUUACAACAAAUGAUAGACAAAUAGUCAACUUGUUAGAUACCGAUCAGAGUAGCAGAGUUCUGAGAACUAUAGGGGCUGUAGAUAUAUUAGGACAACCUGAAUGUGAAAUAGCAGAACUGACAGACCAAUCUCUUGGUGAUGGGAAAGAUAAAUCAACAUUGGUUCAAGAUAAAUCUGAAUAUGAACAAAAUACAAAUUCAAAUGAUUUAUUGUCUAUGGGUAAAUUGGACCAAGUAUUGCAUAUGGAUUCUCAUAUAAAUGCUGUUGGUACAGAUAUAGUGGACCAUGGAAAAAAAUUAGCAGUCAGUGUGGAAACAGAAGGCAUCCCUGAAAAAAACAAUGGUUUUGUACUGAACAAAACUAUAGAUAAGAAAGAAGAGGGCAAAACUGGAGAAGUCGAAGAAAUGGAUUUAGGUUUUAGUAACCACAAGCAACAUGAUUUGGUUUCAGUUACAACAAAUGAUAGACAAAUAGUCAACUUGUUAGAUACCGAUCGGAGUAACAGAGUUCUGAGAACUAUAGGGGCUGUAGAUAUAUUAGGGCAACCUGAAUGUGAAAUAGCAGAACUGACAGACCAAUCUCUUGGUAAUGGGAAAGAUAUAUCCACAUUGGUUCAAGAUAAAUCUGAAUAUGAACAAAAUUCAAAUGAUUUAUUGUCUAUGGAUAAAUUGGACCAAGUAUUGCAUAUGGAUUCUCAUCUAAAUGCUGUUGGUACAGAUAUAGUGGACCAUGGAACAAAAUUUGCAGUCAGUGUGGAAACAGAAGGCAAACAAAUGGAAAAAGUUAGUGUGAUAUCUAAAAAUUCUACAGUAGUAAAAAAGACAGUAAAUAUGAUUCAGGAAAAUACCACUGAAGUGGAAAUAAAGACGGUUGGCAUGAAAGACCAGAGUAUACUGGAUGCAACAGUGGCAAAGGAUGAGCCAGCUACAAACACAACCAACCUGUUUGCCAGUGAUCUGACAGUGAAUACAGAGGAGUCAAAAGAGUUAAUAAAAACUGUGGACAAUAAGGACCAAGAAGCACAAGGAGUUAUCCUAGUUUAUUCACCUUCAGAGAUCAAUGAACAACCAUUUAACAACUUGAAAGAAGAAUCUGAUAACCUGUCAGAUACAAAUGUGUCUUAUCAAAAUACAACACAAACAAGUAAUGUAAUUGUGGAUCAUAAGAUGCAAAGCACUGAUAUCAUCAGUGAACACCAUGAGAUUGGUGCAGAGCAAACUUUAGAUAUUAUUAAUCCACCUGUAGAUACUGAUGUUAUUGGAAAAACAGUGGUAGGUAGUGAAGAUGCCUUUAGUAUUUUUAGUAAUCAAGAUAAAUAUGUUGUCAUUAAAAAACCUGUUGUCAAGUCUGUAGGUCAGAAUGGUGAUAUGGUACUUGGCAAAGCUGAACAACCUGGGAACAUCUCUUUAGCAAGAGAAUGUUUAGCAGUGGAGUAUGGUAAUUCAGCAAUGGAGCAUAAAUUUGUUCCCCUUAUGGGGGUGGCUGACCAAGGCACCAUGAGCCAUCCUGAUGAUCCACAAAACAUUCCAGAUACAUUAUUAAUAGAAAAUAGCAGCUUGAAGGGGGAGGAAAAAGAAAACUAUAUCCUAAAUGAGAUCAAUCAACACAUUUCUGCAAAAGAAGUAACUGAAGAACCCUCCGGAGAUGUACUAAUGGACCAGGUUGAACAAGUAGUUGUAAUGCCAAAUAAAUGUUUGGAAGAUCAAACUGAAGACGCAGAGCAUGAAAAGGAAAAAGAUGGGAUUGAUCAUGAUAUACAUGAAGGCAAACUUGUAUUAGAUAUCAGUGAUGAAAUACAUGAGCUUUCAAAGGUAAAAAUUCUUGAUGAUAUUUUAUCAAGUACUAAUGUUGAAAGCUGUACAGAUGAUGCACAUAGUAAAGAUACACAGAUGAGUAAAAAUACAGCAAAUCAUGUUACAGAUGAAGUAGGUCAACAGAAAAGACUAGAAGAUAAUCUUCUAUUGAAUGAAGCCCGAACAGACAGUUUAAUUGAUGAGUCACCUACUGUAAUUUUACAUGAUAGUGCUAUGCAGACUGCUUUACAACAACCAAAAGCAAAUUUGAAUUUUGUAGAUGAAGGAAAAAAUGUUGAUACUGUUGAUUCCAACAUUUAUUGGUCUGUAAACAAAUUAAAUGGAGAUGUUUCAGGGCUCCCGUUGUCAUAUGUGGACAAAAUAAAUGAUACAACUGAUAUCGAGAAUAUGUCCACUCCAACUAUAAUUUACCCACAAGAAAAGAAAAACUCAGUACAACAGAUGACUGAAAUUGUUCAACUUUCUCAUCUUCCGAAAUCAGAAAAAGAUAUGAAUGAAUCUAUAAACAGUGCAGAAGAGGGAGAAACGGAAUCUUUAGAAAACAUGGAGUCUUGGAUGAACAAAUUACGACAAUUAGAAACCCCACAGUUUGUAAAACAACUUAGAGAACCUCGUCAACCUCGUUGCUCUGCACUUAGUAUGUAUGCCACUCUACCUCCUAUAAAGGAGGAUCAGGGUUCUCCAAAGAGCUUUGAUUUCAGAUUGCCAUUUUUGGAGAUAAAUGAAAAGAAAAACCUUCCUGAAGAAAGUAAACCAACAGUAGAACCUACAGUGGCAGAACAACCUGAAAAGUCAGAACAAGGGGAAAAGAAAUAUUCCUGGGAAAGAAGCACAGAAAGGUCCAUAAUUGGGUCAUCCCCACUGCAGUUAAUGAGAAAACACUCUGGUGAUGAGGUUUCUAGAAGUGACAGCUACAAGGCCUUAAUUGCUCAAAAUCUUAGUCAAAGGCAAGGUUCUAUCAUUGGCUCCCUACUUUUGUCUGAAAGAUUAGAUAAAAAGACCGACCCUUCUGAAAGAAAAUCAUUUUCCAGAAUUGAAAGCAGUAUUCUUCUCAGCAGUUAUAUGAAACCCCAAAAAGAUAAACCUGAGGUGACAGAAGAAACAAAAACAAUUUCAGAGAAUGCAACACCUGAAAGUGAUACUGCAACCACAGUCAAUGACACUUUAACUAGCACUACAGAAGAUCCUCAACAAGAAGACAGCAUAGAUUCUUCUAUUCCAAAGGUUGAGCAUGUUACAGAAAUUGAUUUGACUGAGCUGCCACCUAAGCUAGAAACUUCAGAAUCUUCUCCAUUAAAAGUUUUCCCGGAUGUCUGGCAUCACCCAGAAAAGAGUCAUGGCAAGUUAAAUCCAAGACCAGGAAAGAUCAUACUAUUUUCAGAGCCUGGUUUCAGGGGCCACAGUUAUGAGCUCUAUAGUGACGUGGGCAAUACAUGUGAAUGGGAGCUGCAGGGAACAAUCUCUGUUCGGAUUAUUCGAGGAGGAUGGCUUUUGUAUGAGAAGCCAAAUUUUCGAGGAAGACGUGCUAUGCUUUCAGAAGGAGGCACAGAUUUGACUUGUCCAUGGGGUGUUCAAGACAAAUCAACUGAAAGCCUUCAACAACAUACUGAAAAGCCCAAAUCUUGGAUUGGAUCAUUGCGCCAUGUGGUUCGGGAUUUCCAGAUUCCCCGAAUAAGUCUGUUUAAAGAGGAAAAUGGAGAGGGUAAUAAGAUAACAAUAUUGGGGGCCACGCCGGAUUUAUGUGUCAAUGGACAACCAAUCAAAACAGAAUCCAUCAUAGUGCACAGUGGACUCUGGCUGGUGUACAAUAAGCCAUUUUUUGAAGGGGACCCAUAUAUUUUGGAAUCUGGAGGAUAUCCUAACAAAAAAGCCUGGAAUGGGCAUGAUUCAAUUUUAUGUUCAUUGCAACCGGCACUUAUUGGUGGCCCUACAGUUGAAAAACCUAAUGAACCUAAGAUUCUUCUGUUUCAAGACCCUGACUUUGAAGGCCACACCUGGGAAGUAACAAGAGACCUUCACUCAAUACAAGGAGAGCCUAACCAGAUGGGAGAACGUCUUUCUAGUGUGGGUGCCAUAAAAGUACUUGGAGGGUGUUGGGUAGCAUACGAGAAGGAAGGCUUUCGUGGUCACCAAUACCUUCUAGAAGAAGGGGAAUAUCAGGAUUGGUCUAAGUGGGGAGGUUGUACUAAAGAAUUGGGAUCACUUCGACAUAUCCGUACGGAUUUGUCAGAACCCGAAAUAAUACUUUAUAAGAAGCCGGGAUGUUUAGAAGGUUCAUGUUUGCGUCUGAAUGAAGCACUGGCAGAUAUUGAGGUUGCUCAGUAUGGGACUAAUACAGGUUCUAUUCAAGUCCUGAAUGGAGUGUGGGUGGCCUAUGAGAAUGUUGAUUUCUCAGGAGAGCAAUAUAUUCUAGAGAAAGGGAUUUAUCACAGUUAUCAGGACUGGGGAGCUAAGAACAGCCAAAUCUGUUCUGUGCAACCAGUACUACAGGUUGGGGGUCAGAGUCUCCAAUAUUUACCUAAGAUACAACUUUUUUCUGAGCCUAACUUCCAUGGAGACUGUAUGACGCAUACAGAGGACCGUGUAUUGCUGCCAAAAUCCUUUUUGCCCCAAUCAUGUCGGAUUGAAGGAGGCAGUUGGAUUCUGUAUGAAGGUGAGGAUUGCUGUGGAGAACAAUACAUACUGGUUGAAGGGGAUUAUCCCACACGUACUGCUAUGGGGUGCCAGUUAAUAAAUAUUAUACGAUCUCUUGAGAAGGUUCCACUUUACUUUUCAAUUCCCUCUAUAUCACUUCAUGGCUUAGAGAGAUUUGAAGGCAAGGAGCUAGAAUUCACUGGUGCAGUUCGUAGCCUGCAAGGAGAAGGCUACAACAACCAUGUGCUGUCAAUUAAAGUGGCAAGUGGAAUAUGGGUGCUUUAUGAGCAUAACGAUUUUCGUGGCAGACAGUGGCUUCUAGAACGUACACAAAUCACUAACUGGUUAAUGUUCAGUGGAAUUCAGCGCAUUGGAUCACUCUGUCCUAUUAGACAGAGAAGGGUAUAUUUCAGACUUCGGAACCGAGCUAUGGGCUUAUUGUUAUGCGUUCCAGAACCAGUUGAGAACAUGAAAGCUGCACGUGUCCAAGUUACUGAACCAAGAGAGGGAAGCUGUGAUCUUUGGUACUAUGAGGAGGGGCGCAUAAAAAAUCAGAUGACUCCUCAAAUGAGCCUACAGGUAGUCGGUAUGACUACCCCAGGGACAAAAGUAGUCAUGUGGUCUGAGGGGCGCAAGCCAAUUCAAACUUGGUCACUGGAGGAUUCUGGUCUUAUAAAGAGUUGCUUGUUUGAGGGCUUGUGUCUAGACAUAAAAGGUGGGCACAGCUUUGACUCAGACCAUGUUGUAGUGUGGGAAACAGAAGAGGACAGGCUAACACAACGUUGGAGUCUUGAGGUGUUCUGAUCCUUUUAGAAGUUAGCUUUCUAGUUCAAGGAUGAUCUGUGUUACGAUAUUGUGCUCAUAAAGGAUAUUACAAUGCAGGCUGAAAAGACAUUACAUAGAGGACUGACACUCCAGUUAUCAACAAUCCCUUCCAACAGAUUUCCAGGAACGUAUCAUCAUCCUCAUGCCCCUUUACAAUACCACAUUAGCUAAAAUGCAGACUGGCAGACCUUAUGAACAUCCCACUGUGGCAGAAUAUGUGGGAUCCACUUCCCUGUCCACAUACACAGAUAACAUCUGUAAUAUAUAGAAAAAAUCCUGCUGCAGAUGAUAGGGCACAGCGGAUUCUCCUUGUAUAGUAUUACAAAACACCUCAGUUUCAGGUACUAGAAUAUUUAUAUUAUAUAUAUACAUUCAUAUAUAUAUUUUUAUACAGUGACGCCAUUAUUGUCUUUCUUUUCUAAUUCACAAGUUCGUGGUGAUUUUGUAUAUACUAUAUUAUAUAUGGGACUUAUUAAAAUGAAUGAACACACAGCUGGCUCUGUAACAUUUCUUGUGUUAAGAUCUAUUUAUGUAAAUGUACAACAAGCAAAUGAUAAUAAAAAUGCAUAGUACUUCAUGGUUCAUUUAGGUUUAUUCUGCAUAACAGGUUCACUACAGCCAAUGCUUCAGGGAAAGUGAGUAGAUGUUUAUCAUUUGCUUGGAGUCGUCUUUUGAACAAACAACAACCAUAUUACGGCUUCUAAAGACUGGUCUGCUCUUCAU